UACAUACAGUAUCAGAAUAGAAAAAAAUGUCAAAUAUAUAUUAGUCUAAUUGUCAACGGCCAGACUUAUAGUAGUAGUAUUUUAAAGGUAAUCCUGACCCAAAGAGACCAUUAUACACCAUGGAAAUGGUUUUCCACUGGUUGUAUGGUAGAUGGAAUGGUAGUUCAAGGGAGCUCCACAUUCCAUUGAAGCUACAGAGUGUGGUGUUGAUCCCAUGGAGGGGAUAGGCCUUUAAUGUUUUACAAGGCACUAUAGACACUGUGUCUCGGGAACAUAGAGGUGAUAAUCUACAGGUCUUGUAAACAACGGCACCACUAUGCUCAGCGCUGGGUCAGCAGGGUCAGGAGAGGCCAGGGCGCCUGUGUGGCACUCGUGCCCCAGUUCAGUUUCAACCUUAAUCGUGCGUGGACGCCGUGACGGUUAAUCCAAAGCGAAUUUAGCUUUUUGGUUAUAAUUACUGAAUUCCGGAUUCCAAGGGGAAUCAUCAGCUCGCCUUUAGACGAGUAUAAACAAUUCCAAGGGGAAUUAUCAGCUUGUCAGGAGACGAGCAUAACCAACACUGUAUACAUAUUGAACCAUGUUGGGAGGGAUGUGCAUGCUGAUCCUGGGAGCCUGCCUGUGGAUGGUUUGUCAGGCGGAGAGCAAUCCACCUCUUCUUCGGCCGGGGUAGCCCUUAUUAGAAGAGAGGAGAAGGUUCUCACCGAGAAUAUCCACUGGAAGGUUGUGCAAUAUCAGGACCUAGGACCCAUUUCCGAGACUCUGGAACGGCUCAAGACGUCACUAGAAGUAAUAUCUACCGUCGUCAAGAGAGAAAACUCUUCAGCUCAUGGAGAAGCUAGAAUGCGUUUAGUCGGGCAUAGACUGGCGUUUAUGACCAAAGGUUUCAGAGAGGUUUUAACGGGAGUUAAAGAGAGCCAACAUUGUAAAAGUCGGGUGAAAAGAAGCCUAUUUGACGGGGUUGGAAGACUUCUUCAUUCGAUGUUUGGACUCUUAGAUGACCGUAGUGGGGCUGAGGUUAAACGUUUAGGAGCUCAAACGGUGGCUAUAAAACAUCAUUUAUCACAGCAGUUUACUGUGUUAAAGGAUAUGGCCAAUACACUUGACUUAACAACUAAGGAGGUUGCACGGCUCGACUCUCAUGUAAGGAAACUUUCACUUGAUUUGAAUAGGCAAAUUGGGGAGGUUAAUUGGGAGGUUCAGUGGAAUGAAAAAAUGGAUAAUUUGGAAGCCAUUAUCGGGUCACUUGAUAAGGAAGUUCAGCGGGCUUGUGAGGUCAUAUUAAUGGCAUUGACAGGUCACGUGUCUCCUCGGUUGUUAACUGAUGCGGUGGUAGAAGAGGUUCUACAGGCAUUAGGGAAUACGUUGGGAGCAUCUUUUGGAGAUGUAAUUAAGGAUUUUGCCAAAAUGGAAUUGGUUAGGUGUGGUUAUGAGUUAAUCUUCACCAUUACACUCCAUAUUCCCCAACCAGUCAAGUGGGAGUUGACAGAGGUACUAUCAACUCCAAUGCAAACAGAAAAAGGACUAGUUGCAUUAAAGGGUUUACCAAGUAACAUAGCUCAAACAGACUCUGAGGUUAUAGAGUUUAGCAAUGGAAUGCUAGAUGGGUGCAUGAAAUCAAAGGAAUUCAUUUUGUGUCCCAGAGCUUUAACAUCGCCGAUCAGUGUGACUGAAUCGUGUGUAUGUAUGUUAGAAAGACUUCCAGGGGGAAGCAAUGGUAUCCCUAAUGUAUGCAAGACAGAAUGGGUGAAAGGGUUCACGCCAAUCUUUAAGGUCUAUAAUGAUCUCGGUGAUCUACUUUAUUCUGUUAACAGGACUACACCAGCAUUGUUAAAAUGUUCAAGCGGUAGUAGACGUACCAUAGAGCUCAAAGGAACAGGGUAUUUGCAUUUUCCGGAGACUGUGCACUUGUUAUAA
Molecule: messenger RNA, 1914 nt
Organism: Penaeus vannamei (Pacific white shrimp)
Lineage: Eukaryota; Metazoa; Arthropoda; Malacostraca; Decapoda; Penaeidae
Source: RefSeq, a predicted model, not a curated record